This is a messenger RNA of Schistocerca piceifrons (Central American locust), 853 nucleotides long. RefSeq names its product brachyurin-like. The record is from RefSeq and is a predicted model, not a curated record. The transcript is spliced from 6 exons. Gene Ontology annotation, molecular function: serine-type endopeptidase activity. Lineage: Eukaryota; Metazoa; Arthropoda; Insecta; Orthoptera; Acrididae. Gene Ontology annotation, biological process: proteolysis. Bases 20 to 853 code for a protein of 277 amino acids.
CUUCACUGCAGCCGUCACAAUGGACAGCCUCUACACUUUGUCGCGGACUGCACUGCAGCUCGCCCUGAUGCUUGUCGCUUCUGCACAGAUGGGUCGCGGAGUGGACAUAGAGAGAGCGCGGCCUGUCUCUGUCCUGUACCCAGACAUUGCGCCUACCAUUAACCUGCCUGGUAUCAGCAGAGACACGGGCAGUCCCCGAGUAGUGGGCGGCUCCGAAGCCGCUGAGGGAUCAGUACCGUACCAGGCGGCUAUCUACCUCACCAUCGACGGCUUGGACUAUUUCUGCGGCGGUUCGCUCAUCGCACCCAGCUUCGUCCUUACAGCUGCGCACUGCACCGUCAACGUUACUGAGUUUACAGUCAUCCUGGGUGGAUACCGCGUCUUCGAAGCGUCGGAUGGCGUGAACCACGUUACGAGGACGAUGGACUCCAGCGCCGCAAUUGUCCACCCCCAGUACGUCGCCAGGAAGAAAAUGAACGACAUCGCCCUCCUCAAGCUCUCGGAACCAGUUCCUCUCUCAGCCAUCGACUAUAUGAGCCCCGUGCUGAAGACGGCACAAACGAAAGUGACGUCACUUCCAGUGUGCCAGGUGUAUUACCUGACACUGCUGUACGGCGUGCAGACCAACCAGAUCUGUACCAUCAGUCCCAGUGAAUCGGAGUACGCCAGCCCUUGCGACGGAGACAGCGGCGGACCCCUGGUGGUGUUGGAGGCAGACGGGCAGCCCACGCUGGUGGGUGCUGUGUCCUUCGGCAUCAGCUCGUGCGAGAGUCACUUCCCCAGCGUCUACGCCAGGGUCACCUCCCACCUCCAGUGGAUAGCCAACAACACCGACAUCACUCUAAGGCAGUGA